AUGGCCUCUCUCCUCUUAGCAGCAUGUGCCAAGGGGCAAAGACGAUCUCUACCUAACGCAACAGUCAUGAUUCACAGCCUUCAGAUUGUCCGUGUGUGUGAUGCGUUGAAUGAGCUCUAUUCAAAACACACUGGUAAACCUAUUGAUGUUAUUGCAAAGAACAUGGAUAGGGAUCAUUUCAUGACUCCUGGAGAGGCUAAGGCGUUUGGGAGAUGA
Molecule: messenger RNA, 216 nt
Organism: Eruca vesicaria subsp. sativa (arugula)
Lineage: Eukaryota; Viridiplantae; Streptophyta; Magnoliopsida; Brassicales; Brassicaceae
Source: the annotation of a GenBank genome assembly